GUUUGAUUUAUUGAAAGCGUUAAGUGAGAAUGGUAAAGACCUCACUUACCUUUGAAGAAGAAAUUGGAAUUUUUCUUUUAGAAUGGAUACCAGAAAUUGUACAUGCACAUAAAGAAAACGACUUACUGGCUUUGCUGGUCAAUGUCAUCAAGUUUAAUGCUUGCUAUCUUGAAGAGGAAAUUAUAUCAGGAUUCGUACAACAUACAUGUGUUAUCUGCACCAGUCAAAAGACUGAAGCAAAUAUAGAAGUUUCAUUACGAGUUUUAGAUGCUGUCGUUUGCUACAGUUGUUUACCUGUCGACUCGCUGCACCAUUUCAUCACAGCUCUUUGUAGAACUGUCAAUGUAGUAAGAUUCUGUCAAACUAGCUGGAAG
This is a messenger RNA of Saccoglossus kowalevskii, 374 nucleotides long. RefSeq names its product tuberin-like. Gene Ontology annotation, molecular function: GTPase activator activity. Gene Ontology annotation, cellular component: TSC1-TSC2 complex; cytoplasm; nucleus. Lineage: Eukaryota; Metazoa; Hemichordata; Enteropneusta; Harrimaniidae. Gene Ontology annotation, biological process: negative regulation of insulin receptor signaling pathway; negative regulation of phosphatidylinositol 3-kinase/protein kinase B signal transduction; regulation of small GTPase mediated signal transduction. The record is from RefSeq and is a predicted model, not a curated record.